Messenger RNA from Apis dorsata (giant honeybee), 3860 nucleotides. RefSeq names its product ankyrin repeat domain-containing protein 12. The transcript has 9 exons. Lineage: Eukaryota; Metazoa; Arthropoda; Insecta; Hymenoptera; Apidae. The record is from RefSeq and is a predicted model, not a curated record. Gene Ontology annotation, cellular component: nucleoplasm. The coding region runs from base 391 to 3303 and encodes 970 amino acids.
ACGUUGCGUCAUAUUGCGCACUGGUUCCGAGUCGUGUGUCGCGAAUCUCGUUUUCGAAAGAGCACGCACACACAUGCCGCGUUGUGAAAUCAAACUAUCGGCCCGGGAAACAAGAGUGCAUAAAUCACAAACGACAAUUCUUAGUGUUCGUCAGAUGCAAUCUGUUUUGGCGCGUGUGAUUGCGUACGUUUCGUGUGACUGUCGAUUCACGUAUCUGUGCGCGCUCGGUAGGUCAAAAUGGCGUGAACCGACUGUGCGAUUUUAGGUUAUCUUUGCUCGUGGCAAAUCACCGCGCGUUCAGAAACAAAGACGCGCGUCUAUCCCCUAGUGGCAUCCUUUUUUUUAAGUGCUCACCGCGAUCCUCCACGUGCGUUUUUGGGUCCGAGUUACAUGAGUUAUGAAGACGGAAUGCCCGCAGGCGGUAACAGUCGUUUCCGCGGUUACCCAGCGCGGAUGUCCGAGCGACAACAGCUCGCGCUUCUUCUUCAAAUGACCUCUCAGGAAAUAGUUUCAGGUGGUAAUCGAACAGAAAAUACAAAUACAUCAAAUACUACUUCAAGGUCAUCAAGUUUACAACAACGAGGAUCAAAAGGUCGCUGGACUAGUAAAAAUGGGGAAUCGGCAGUACAGGCAUCUAUUAAUCGUAAAGAAGAUUUUCGAAUGCGACAAAUGCUCGUAAAUGGAUAUGAUCUCAAUACAAAGGAAACAAAUGAUAUUACAGGUGUGAGUUCACCUGAUGAAAGUACAACAGUUGCUCCUGAUAGCCCAUGCUCUCCGGCUGAAACAAGCACAUCAACGUCGUCACACGAACAACAAGAACAGGAACAACAGCAGCAACUUUACGAACAUCACCAUUCUCAAUUUCAACAACAGCAGCAACGUACGACCGGAAGUGCGCCAGCCGCUGCACUGCACGUUGCUGAGGACAGUGGAGCCCCCUGUGAAAUGCGNNNNACACCACCGCAAAAUAAAGUCGAUAGAUCGGGAACCGGGCAGUCUGGAAGCUCGCCGAGGGUGACGCUUCGGCUCAACCAGGUGAGAGGAGCGAGGGAUGAAAAAAAAGGAGGGGGUGCUGCUAACUCCCGUCAGGGCGGCAUGAACGCACAGAAUCAAGGUCAAAUGGAAACCUCAUCGAAGACGUCAUCAAACGUCUCAUCAGGGACCGUGAAUGCCGUCUCGGGUUCCAGUACCUCUGGAAACACAUCGUCUACUAGUGAUAGUAGCGACGUGUAUGAAUUCAAAAGUUCGAAAGAACCCACACCAGUUAGAGGUGCAAGCUCAUCACCAAACCCUAAUCCUGAGAAAGAUAAAGAUGGUAGCAAGUCUGUUGGCAAUCAAGGAGGACAGAAUGGUGGUAACAACGUGUCUACCGCUAAUAGUGCAACAUCUUCCGGUGAAACAACAACCGCAUCGAUUACUACCGAUGAUGCCCCUGCGGUUUCAGCAUCGCCUUCUUCUAAGCGUGCAUUUGAAAACGACAAUACAGAAGAACAGGAUGAAGAGAAUCGACGAAAAAAACGAAAAGAUUCCGAGCCUAUAAAAGAAAAUUUAAAAAGCACUACCACAGGCAGACAAAGUACUAGUAGAAAUACUACUAAUACUGUGGAAAAGUGUACAAAAUCAGGUAAACAAGGAUCUGGAACAAGUUCGAGUAAAAAUAAUCAAAAUACAACCUCAAUUAGUACAGACAGAAAAAGUCCAAGUUCUUCAAUGGCAAGUAGUCCAAAACCAUCAAAUCCUUCUGGUUCGACAACUAAUUCUAAAACAACUACACCAGCACCUCCAGAAUCUGAUGGCGAAGAUGAUCGAUCGAAAGGAUCAGAUUCCAAUUCAGCUCCUAAAGUACCACCUUUAAAAAUAGUUAUUCCACAAAGUACGACGUCUGAACAAGAACAAGGUAACAGAAAUGGAAAGAGCACAUCUAAUAGGAGUCAUCAGUUGCCUUAUGUAGUUGCCAGUUCUAAUAGUAAUGAUUCAACGGAUAAAGAUCAGAAUCAAUCAACUAGUGGAACAACAAGUCCUACAGAAAGUGGAAAUAGUACUAAAAAUGAAGAUAAGAAAGAUUUCAGCGGUGCUUUGCACGGAGAAGAAAGAUCAACGCAUCAUCAAAGAGUGCUCAGAAGUUCACAUAGAUCUGGUAAUGGCAAUAAUGGGUCAAUGACUUUGAAAGAAAACUCUUCUUCUACAGGAAAUGGAAAUUAUUCAAACUCAUCUCCACUACCAGUAUCUUCGACAGAUCGUUCCAAUAAUUCAUCACCACAGCAAAGGCAUCAUUCACCAACACCUGAGACUACUAAUUCUGAAUCAAAUAAAAAUACGUCGACAGAAAUUUCAAACAGUGGUAUUACUUCAAAAACAAAUAUUAUGACAGAAAAAUCAGAAAAAAAUACCGAAACUGGUGGAAAAUGUCAAAAAGAUAGCGGAGCUGAGAAUUCCGAAAAUGCUUCUACAACUACCUCAUCCACGAUAGCAAAUAUAGGCACCCCGGCACCACCUGUUGAACUUCAUCCUAGGAAAAGAAAAAUGAAACCUAAUAAAGAAGCACAACAAGCUGCUACUAAUGCUUCUAAUGAAGCAUCUGAAGCAACAAAUACAGGUCCAGAAGUUCAUCCACAUGAUCAACCGAUUACUAAUUGUUAUCAAUUGUUUUUAAAUAUUAGAAAACAGAUCGAACGAAGAAGAAAAGGUCUUUUUCCAGUUCAACCAAAACCACCUCAAGGUUUCAAAGAUUAUUUAAUGAAUCGUUGUACAUACGUAUUAGCUGGAAAUGCAAAUAAAGAACCAAACGUUAAUCCUCCGGUUGGAUUGCAAGGCGCUAUGAAAGACUUGUAUAUUGAACAAGAAAAAGAAAGAUAUCGUCUUAGAAUGCAACAUGUUGUUGAAAAAGAAAAGCUAGUUUUAUCAGUAGAACAGGAAAUUCUUAGAGUACAUGGUAGAGCUGCUAGAGCUCUGGCCAAUCAAUCCCUACCUUUUUCUGUUUGUACCAUAUUAAAAGAUGAAGAAGUGUAUAAUGUUAUUACACCAGAACAAGAAGAAAAAGAUAGAAAUGCAAGGAGUAGAUAUAAUGGUAGAUUAUUUUUGAGUUGGUUACAAGAUGUAGAUGACAAAUGGGAAAAGAUUAAGGAAGCAAUGUUACUAAGGCAUCACAAUGAAGCUGAAUCAUUACAUGCUGUACAAAGAAUGGAUUGGGAAUGGAAAUUAAAAGAAGUUGGAUUAUGUGAAUUUAAAGCAACACCUCAAAUAGAAGAUAUUCAUGUUCCAAUGGUACAUGUUUCAGAUGAUUUCGAUUUGCUCCCAGCUUAAUGUACAAUAAUUGCACAAUUUAUUCGUCGUAAAUAUUUCUUUUAUACCUUUGAAAUAAUGUCAAAGCGUAUAAUUAUAAUCUGUGAUCUCUUUAAUAAAACGUACCCGCCGUUUUUACACGGUUACGAAAUUAUAUUGUACUACUUUUAAAACUAUUAUUACAUAUGGAGGCUAUAUUUAAAAAACAUUUGACACUUUAAUUAAAUUGCAAUAUUAUAUCAUUUUUAAUGUAUUUCUCUAAAUUUAUAUACAUUAGGAUUAUAUAUAUUAUUUUUUUCAUGUUUAUUAUUUAACAUGUUUUAUUCAUAGAUUAUGUCAUUAAAGGAAUGAACAAAUGAAAAAUUAUAAAUAUUGACUAGGGAUUUGUAAUAUUCUGCAAAUUCAACACUUAAAAAAUCUUAUGUAUUAAUAUUUUGAUAUUAUAUUUUUCAGUAUACAGUCUCUUUGUAAUGAUGUAUAUAUUUUGUACCUAGCAACUUAUAUACUGCUUUUAAAUAAUGUAUAAAAACUAUAGACUAAAAUGCCAUGCAAUAAAUAAAACUAUACAAGUUAAAUUA